GGACAUGGUGCUGACUUACUCUCUGCAAUGGAUUAUGUAAAUCGCUCGGGAAUGCUUACCUCGGACACCACUCUUCAUCCUGAUACAGUUGUGUAUAUGCGAAGAUUGUGUGUGCACCAAGGAUGGUUGGAGCCACCUGAGGGUUUUACAUUGUCACCACUUAACUCACCAGCUGCUCUUUUCCACUGGAGGUGUUUGGUAGUACUGUUGUCACCUUUGCAGCCCAUGCAACGCGAAGAAUUUCGUACACAUGGACGUGUUACAGGGGACAUUACUAGUACACCAGAUACUGAGGAGACUCAAGUUCCGGUCGUUGACUCGUCGACGGAAGAUGAACUUACAGUUAUAGAUGUCAGUUACGGGUCUGAUGUGGACAUUUGCAGUUCUCAGACAUCUACUAUGUUUGAUGCUUUCGACAGUCAUUUCCAUCUUGACCGGACGUGCUCUCGCAUAUGGAAAUGUUCUUCAGUAAGAUCUGUGGAGGAUUUGUUGUCUUACUCCCAUUCCAGUGAUGUACGUCCUAACCUUGAUGUUACAGUUUCAGGAGGAGUAGCUGAACCAUCAACACACCCAGAGCUUUUAGGUAUGUGUGGUCCUUGGAGGAUGGCUAUAGGAGUUCACCCCAAGCAUGUUGAUGAGUUGACACCUGAUAGAUUCCUCCAUAUGAAGAACUUGUUGGACAGUCCAUAUGUUGUGGCAUUAGGUGAGAUCGGGCUAGACAGAACUGUCCCUGUGAAGCUGUGGAGACAUCAAGACGAAGUUUUCCGCCAAGUGCUUAAGUUGACUCGUAAGGAUAAAGUCCUUGUCCUUCACUUGCGUGGGAUUGCCGCUGAUAGGAUUGGGAUGGAUGUACACACACGCUGUAUGCAGUUACUGAGGAAAUCGUGUGAUCCAGACCAACCUAUACAUCUUCACUGCUUCAUGGGCGAUCCAGAGUUAGUCAAGGAAUGGUUGGAUAGCUGUUCAAACGUCUAUUUUGGAUUCACGGGUGCUGUGGUGAACUUUAGUGCUGGUCAAGUUGCUGGUCUACAAUCCGUUCCAAUGAGUCGCUUGCUUCUGGAAACAGAUUCCCCAUAUAUGAAACCAGGAGGAGGAACUGUAAAUACACCAGCGUUCAUUGGUGACGUUGCUACCGAAGUUGCAUCAAAACUACAAGUUAACGUGCAGUACCUUUUGAAGGAGACAGUUAGGAACAACCCUCGCCUCUACAAGUUUUAGAUGAUAUGUAUAGAAGACAAUUCCCGCAGAAUUAUAGGUCUGGAUUAUCUUCCGACUAAGUUCAUGUGGAAUGUCUCAUAUUGAUUACUCACUUUCUGCAAAAUUAUAGGUCUGGAUUCCUUUCCGACCAAAUUAUUGCAGAG
Molecule: messenger RNA, 1361 nt
Organism: Saccostrea echinata
Lineage: Eukaryota; Metazoa; Mollusca; Bivalvia; Ostreida; Ostreidae
Exons: 2
Coding region: 28-1218 (396 amino acids)
Molecular function (GO): hydrolase activity, acting on ester bonds
Source: RefSeq, a predicted model, not a curated record